UGUAUUUUGUUAGUGAUAGUUAAGAGUGAUGGUAUGGCAGAUAAAAGAGGUGAAUAUAGGAAACCCAGAUUGUUUACUUUCAACGCAUUGGACGAAGAUGUUACUGUGAAUUUGGAGUUUUCAAUCCCUUUCCUCAAAAUUCCUGCAAAGAGAGCCGUUCAGUCGACUGGGCUUUGGAGUGGGAGUUUUCCAUCAUUGAACAUAAAUCCAGCAGCAUUGGCAGUAGGUGGUGCUGUAGUGUUCGGCGCUUCCGUGGCGCUCCCACUUCUGCUUAAGAAGUACGCUCUACAGUACCCUCAGCAACGAUAUGCUAAAAUUCUAGAUAGCACAGAAUUCAGCACGGAUGCCAUCCUGCAUUUCGCCAGCGAGUUGUUGUCAGACAAUAACUCAGUUCGUGGUUGCGCUUUAAGGAUCGCUUGCUGGACGGCACAAGAAACCAUUGCUGAUACUCCGAGGGUCUGGAACCAAGUCAUGAGCAAUCCUUUUCUCACAUCAUUAAUCAACGCGACGGCGAUCGAAGAUGCGAUGCUUUCCGGCAAGAAGGGACGAGAAUGCGAAACAUACACUCCCUGUCCGUUGCGACAAGAACAUUUGCCUACGUUAAUCAAUAAUGUUGCUGCGUUAACUGGUUCCGUGGAAUCCGUUCGAUAUUAAAUUCAAGUGUCCCAUAGCUCUCCUUUGGCUGCUUUUAAAGUUAGGUACAUUUUCUUCAGAAUGCAAGUUCUUCAUAUGUCUGUACCAAAUAUAAUAACAAGUAUGUUAACUUCAUUCACACGCAGCAGCGCGGCUUAUAUAUGUGCACGCCUGUCGCGCGCCGCGCGUCUUGUACAGCCGCACACAUUCGUAUAAUAAUGGUUGGCGCAAGAUACGACCUGCACUACGCAACGCAAGUGCAUUGCGAAAUUAUGCGAAUGUGUGCGUUCUUACACGGCACGCGGCAGGCGUACACACAUACAAACCACGCUGCAACGUUUCAUGGAGUUACCAUACUUGUGCGUACCAUACGUAAGCGUGGUACAGCGCACGAACCAUAAAACCUUAUGCCAAAGUGAUAAAAUUCCUUUGUAAGGUGAAAAACGGUCCAAGGCACAUGUAACACUGGCAAUCAGGCAAUAGAUAAACUUGGUUCGUGUUGUCAGCAUGGACUGACAGUACAGACACUAAGUCGUUUAUUUUUUUAUGAGUACAAUACAAUUAAUAUCUCUCAGCAAUCUUCGGAUUCCCAAACGCACUCGUAUUACAAAUUUCCACGUCUAGUAAUUAUUAGAACCCACGCACACGGCGUAUUUUAUACGCGCCGUAAACCGUAGUGAAUCAAUUCAAACGCGCGCAAACAUCGCGUUGCACGCAAGAAGCUAAUAUACUCCACUGGAGUUUACACUUAGAAUUUCAAAUACUUGCUUCAUUUCAAAAAUGAACUGAAAUUAACAUACAAAACUAAAAUUUAAAGUAUCUAACAUCUUAGACAACAACUUUGAUUGUACUAUGACACAGAUUGUACUUUCGUACAAAAAUUAAAAUAUUCAAAUAGAUCCUCUAAAUGCUGAUAACGUCGGGGAGAACGCUCGCUUGAAC
Molecule: messenger RNA, 1575 nt
Organism: Hyposmocoma kahamanoa
Lineage: Eukaryota; Metazoa; Arthropoda; Insecta; Lepidoptera; Cosmopterigidae
Exons: 5
Coding region: 34-654 (206 amino acids)
Source: RefSeq, a predicted model, not a curated record